AAAAAAAUAUGGCAUUGUUUCACCACAAAUAAAUGUGUAUAAUUUAACAUUCUAAACCAAAUAGUUAAAUAUUAGUAGUGGAGUCUAUCAAUGCCCUCCACAUGUCCUGUACUCGAAGAAUAAUAAACAGGCUACUACAGGGAUAUUUAGAACAAAGUCAGCGGAUUACUGGCACAAAAACAUAUAAAUUUUAACAUCUCACAGACUAGCUAUCACAUAUACACACCCUAAAAAACAAACAAUAAAACAAACAAAGGCGCUCCUCUCUUGUACUUUUCAGAUUUUUUCCCACUUCCUUAAUCACACCCUGGGCCCUUUGUAUGACUAAUCACUCUCCUUUGGUUAUCUCACACUCUUAUACACUGUAAUAGUCAGCCUCUCCACAUCACUUUCCUCGGCUCUGGCACUGCGCUGUGCUCUCACACACUGACUCCUGAGAAUAUUCCACUUACGCACAGGCGAGAUUAUUCAUAUAGAUUCACGCUUCUUCCAGAUGGACGUCUGCACGAUGCGAUACACAUGGGCGGCUCUCUGCAUCGCCGUGUUAGCCAUGUCAGGUUCAGUGAAAUCUGAGGAGGCUACGAAUGCUUUAGUGACUUACGAGCUCACCAUGGACAUCACCAACCGCAUCUACAACAGCUCUCUACUCAAGUCCAACUCUACUGAUUAUGAGAUCUUGUACAAACAAGUUACUGACAUGCUCAACUCCAUCUACGGCUGUGCCACGUGUAAAACACACGUGUUUUAUCGCAAUGUGUCAGCGAUGACCUUCAGCAAUCAAACUGGAACCGUGCUCGUAAAGGCUAGUCUCGUGUUCCAGUCAAACAAAACCAACGCUGAUGAGAUCAAAGGGCUGUUUAUGAACGCGACCGCUGGCGAUAAGGAAAUAAACGGCCUUAAAGUCAACCCUAAUUUCACACAAAGUUCAGUGAAAUCUGAGGAGGCUACGAAUGCUUUAGUGACUUACGAGCUCACCAUGGACAUCACCAACCGCAUCUACAACAGCUCUCUACUCAACUCCAACUCUUCUGAUUAUAAGAUGUUGCACAACCAAGUUACUGGCAUGCUCAACUCCAUCUACGGCUGUGCCACGUGUAAAACACACGUGUUUUAUCGCAAUGUGUCAGCGAUGACCUUCAGCAAUCAGACUGGAACCGUGCUCGUAAAGGCUAGUCUCGUGUUCCAGUCAAACAAAACCAACGCUGAUGAGAUCAAAGGGCUGUUUAUGAACGCGACCGCUGGCGAUAAGGAAAUAAACGGCCUUAAAGUCAACCCUAAUUUCACACAAAGUUCAGUGAAAUCUGAGGAGGCUACGAAUGCUUUAGUGACUUACGAGCUCACCAUGGACAUCACCAACCGCAUCUACAACAGCUCUCUACUCAACUCCAACUCUUCUGAUUAUAAGAUGUUGCACAACCAAGUUACUGGCAUGCUCAACUCCAUCUACGGCUGUGCCACGUGUAAAACACACGUGUUUUAUCGCAAUGUGUCAGCGAUGACCUUCAGCAAUCAGACUGGAACCGUGCUCGUAAAGGCUAGUCUCGUGUUCCAGUCAAACAAAACCAACGCUGAUGAGAUCAAAGAGCUGUUUAUGAACGCGACGGCUGCCGAUAAGGAAAUAAACGGCCUUAAAGUCAACCCUAAUUUCACACAAGUCAUAGCACCACCCCUGCACCAACUGUCCACCCCUGCACCAACUGUCUCCAGCACUUCCCAUACAACCAAGUCUCCACUUCUUGCAACUACACACCACAACACCGCCUCGUCCUUUAAUCAAAGUCCCAUUGCUCUGACGUCAUUUCUCCGCUAUAGUGUUUCAUUCUGCCUGCUUUACUUCCUCAGCUAUUCUUUUUAAUUGUGUAAACCUGCCACUAGGGGCAGUGCAACAUCUCUAUAUAAUGAAAUACGGUAAUCUACAGGGUGUACCAACAAUCUCCUUACUUAGUGGACUAUGUUCGCCAGCAUCAUGUCGGUUGUGUCUUUAUGAGAGGAUGUUGGUGAAUGUCCACUUCUCGGUCCGCAACACUUCCAGUCUUUUUCCAUUUGUUAAUAAGUUUGGCGACAGUGUCGUGUGUGAUGUGCUCGCCAUGUUUCCUGUUAAAGUCUAUCACA
Molecule: messenger RNA, 2112 nt
Organism: Ictalurus furcatus (blue catfish)
Lineage: Eukaryota; Metazoa; Chordata; Actinopteri; Siluriformes; Ictaluridae
Exons: 11
Coding region: 494-1855 (453 amino acids)
Source: RefSeq, a predicted model, not a curated record